AUGUCUAAUAUUCAUAGUCUACAAAAUAAAUCUUUCUCUUCAUUAAAUAGAAAGAGUUCAUCAAGUGUUAAAUAUGGGAUACAACCAAAAGAUCAUCUAACAGAAAGUUAUGAAUCAAGUUUUAAACCUUUAACAAGAGGUAUAAUAGUAAAUAUAGAAGAUUCGGUUAAAAAAUCAACAACCACCAGAGAAAGAUUACAAUCUUUAGAUUCAAAAAGAAUAUUAAUAGAAGAAGAAGAACCAAAUAAAGUAGAAGAUUGUGAAGGAAAUCUUAUACAUUCAAAAGAAGCUGGACUUUUUGAUAUUAAAGUAUUUCAAAAAUUAAAAUCAUUUCAACUUCCAAAUGAUCAAAUACGUAAAAAUGGUAAAAAAGCAUAUUCUUUAACUAUAUCAAAAAAUGGAAUAUAUUUAGCAAUUGGAGAACAAAAAUCUAAAUUUGGGAAUUUUGAAUUUAAACCUUUAGAUGGAUCUAUUGUUAAUCUUGAAACUCAAUUAAGAGAAUUUUCAUUUGCAGAAGAUAAAUUUAUAUUACAAUUAAAAAAUGGUGAAUUUAUUAUAGCUAGUCAUUAUGGUAGAGAUGAUGAAAUUAGAUCAUAUUUUAAAAAAUAUCCCAAUCCAAAGAUUAAAGAAGAUAAAUUAUUAACAAAAGAAGGAGAAACAAAAUUAAUAAAUUAUAAAUUUAAUGAUCCUUUGAAAACAGCGGGGACAAGAGCUGCUACAAGAAGUUCAUUAAGAAUUGCCACAGCAGCAGCCUUAAAAGAAAAUCCACUUGAAGAACCCGACAAGUCUAUAAUAGAUAUAGAUGAGGUUUUUUUUUCGGGUAAUGAUUAUGUUGAACAUACUCCAAUUCCUAAUUUCAAACCUCCAUUACGUUAUAUUUUUCAAAAUGGAUAUAAAAUUACAGUUACACAAGAAGAUUUCAAAUCACUACAUCGAAAUAAUUGGAUAAAUGAUGUUGCAAUGGAUUUUGGUCUACGAUAUAUUGUUGAUGAUGCGGUAAAUCAAAAUAUUAUAAAAUCAGAUGAAACUUAUGUUUUCAAUUCAUUUUUUUAUUCAAAAUUAGUAGCUAAAAAUGAAAAUCCUAUAAAUUAUUAUCAAAAUAUUAAAAAAUGGGUUAAUAAAAUAGAUUUAUUAAAAUAUAGAUAUGUUAUAUUACCUGUUAAUGAAGAUUAUCAUUGGUAUUGUUGUAUAAUUAGAAAUCUUCCAGAUUUAUUAAGUUCAGAUGAAGAUAUAGAAGAAAUUGAUCCAAUAACUAAAAAAAUAAGAGGAGUUGUUGAAAUAUUUGUUUUUGAUUCAUUAAAAGGUAAAAGAGAUAAUGUUAAAACUCCUUUAAAAAAAUUUAUAAUAGAUUAUUGUAAAGAUAAAUAUGACAUUGAAGUUACUUCAACUUGUAUUUCAGUUGUAAACGCAAGAGUUCCUCGACAAAAUAAUUUUAAUGAUUGUGGAAUUCAUGUUUUAUAUAAUAUUAAAAAAUGGAUUAAAAAUAUGACACAAUGUGAAUCAAAUUGGAGAAAAUUUCAAGUAGCAGUUAUGAAAUCAAUAUUUUCAGGAGAAGAAAGAAGUAAAGAAAGAACUUAUUGGAUUAAUAUUUUAAUAAAAUUACAUUCAGAACAAGAUCUUCAACCAGAAGAACUUUUAGAAGAUGAUGAAGAUGUGGUUGAGAUUGUAAUGGAACCAAGAUUAAUUGAUGAUAUUUCAGCAGGUCUGGAAGAGAAUCAAAUAGAUGCAAAUGGUUCAGAUUCACAAGAGAAAGAACAAAACAUUGAAGUUGUAAAUUCACAAGAUAAAGAACAAAAGAUUGAGGUUAUAAACUCACAAGAUAAAGAACAAACAAUUACACAAGAAAAAGAAGAGCAAAGUCAAGAUUCUUAUCAAUCUGUUCAUCUGCAAUCUCAAAAUAAAAUAAAUAAUGAAGCUUUACAAAAUUAUUUAAAAUCUUAUGAUUUACUGGAUGAAAUUUGUAAUUUAUUAAAUAAAUAUUUUGAUAAAGAUUCUGAUAUCACAAGAGUUAAAAGUAAUUUAAUUAAACAUCAAAUUGAUAAAUUAAAAUCAGAUGAUUCAAUAACUAAAUUUGAAUUAUUUUUAUCAACAUAUCAUAAUGAAACUGUUGUAAAUGGUGUUAAAAAUAUAAGCAUCAAUGAAACAAAAGAAGAUAUAAGACCAAAAUUAAAAUGUGUUGAAAAAUUAAAUGAAAAAUUAUCUUCAAAACCAAAAGGUCAAUUUGCAAAAUAUUUUCAUUCAAAAAAGGAACCUGAUUUUGAAAUUGAAAGUGAUGAUUUGGAGAAGAUUACACCAGUUAAAAGAAUUGAUGCACCCUAUUCAGGAAUAGCUAAAAGUGCUUUAGGUUUAACUACAAAUAUCGAUAAUGAUACCUUCAAAUCACAAAAGAAAGAUGCAAGAAAAUUAAUUGAAGAAAUGGAACCUCAAAAAAGAUCUAGGUAUAGACCUCAACUUAAUGAGAAGUCAGGAAGUGAUAGCUCAAACCGAUCACUUCCAGAAAUUCCACAAACUAAAAUAAUUUUUGAACCAACAGAUAAUUUAUCAUUUAUAUCAAUUGUUAAACAAUUGGAGCGAUAUGAAAUUAAUGAAACAAAUGAAUAUAUUCGUAUUGAAAAACAUAAUAGGUUCAAUAAGUUGUCAAUUGAUAAUGAAUUUUGGAAUAAAUAUAUAUUAGAUUAUUCAAAUGAAAUUAUACGUAGAAGAGAAAUUGAUUUAUUAGAAAAUGAAAUAAUAAAAGGAAUUCCUGAAUCAAUUAGAUCAAUAAUAUGUUUAAAGACAUUAAAUAUUAACUACAGUUUCAUCAAUGAUCACGCCCUUGAUGAUUUGAAAAUAAAAUCAAGUCGAUAUAAUGGAGAAGUUUCAACUCUUGUCAAAACAAGAAAUGGUAAAGAAAUUUUACUGAUUUUUUAUUCAAUGUUUCAAGAUAAUGAAUUAAAAGAUUGUGGAAGUUUUUUAGGAAAUAUUACAGAUUUAAUAAUUGAUAUACCUGGAUUAUCUACUGAAGAACAAAUUUACAUAUUGUUUAAAAUUUAUAAUAUAUAUCGAUUUGAAAAAAAAGAUGAUUUAAUUUAUAAAAUUAAUCGAUCAUUAGAAGAUAAUUUGAGUAGUUUUAAUCAUAUUGCAAGUCAGGGGAUAAAUUGGUCAACUUACUAUAAAAGUGUAUUACCAAAAUUUUUUGCACUUGAUACUGAAACAAGUUUAAUUAUUUUAGAUUUAUUUUUAUUUGAAGGAUUUAAUUUUUUACUACGAUUAAUUGUAUGGAUAUUCAUUAAUAACCAAAACUUAUCUGAAUUAAAUGGUAAAGAAUUAUCAAAUUAUAUUAAUUCAAUUGAAUUUUUAACAGAAAAUGAAUAUAAUUUUAAAGAAAUUUUAAAUUUAAAUCCACCAAUAAUAAAUUAUGAAAAUGAAUUAUACUUGAUAAAAUCAAAUUCAAUGAAUAAUAAUUCUAAUGAAUUAAAAAAUUUAAUUGAUAUAAAUGAAGAUUUACAAAUAAAGAUAAAUGAAUCAAAUGUUAAAAUUAAUAAUUUACAAGCAACUCAUAUUGAAAUAUCUCAACAAUCUCAAGAAUAUAAUAAAAAUUUAAGUCAAGCGGAAGAAAAAAGACAAACACUAGUUAGAGAACGUGAUGAAUUAAAACAAAAAUAUAAUCAUUUAACUAUGAAAGAAAAUUUAUUAAAUACAAUAAAAGCUAAUAAAGAAUUUUCUGAAAGAAACAAUGAAUUACAACAACAAUUAAACACCUUAAAGAACUCAAUAGCUGAGAAGAAACAUAAAUUAUCAAAAGCUCCUAGUUAG
Messenger RNA from Lodderomyces pseudojiufengensis, 3795 nucleotides. RefSeq lists its product as uncharacterized. Gene Ontology annotation, biological process: proteolysis. Lineage: Eukaryota; Fungi; Ascomycota; Pichiomycetes; Serinales; Debaryomycetaceae. The transcript has 2 exons. Gene Ontology annotation, molecular function: cysteine-type peptidase activity. The coding region runs from base 1 to 3795 and encodes 1264 amino acids. The record is from RefSeq and is a predicted model, not a curated record.